AUGCGAAUACUCACCUACAGAUAUGAAGCAGAAGGUCGCUAUCGCAAGCAAGUGAAAGCCCGUAAAUUGUGGGAGCACAUCGUGUCCAGCCAGAUCGAAACGGGAACUCCUUACAUUCUAUACAAGGAUGCUUGCAAUCGGAAGAGCAACCAGCAGAACCUGGGCACUAUCAAGUGUUCUAACCUAUGCACGGAGAUUGUGGAGUACUCCAGUAAGGAUGAAGUAGCCGUAUGUAAUCUUGGUUCGAUUGCCCUUAACAGAUUCGUAACAGAAGACAAGAAGUUUGACUUCAAGAAGCUUCAUGAGGUUGCUAAGGUGCUAACCCGUAACUUGAACAAGAUUAUCGAAGUCAAUUACUACCCCGUUGAAGAAGCACGACGUUCCAACUUCCGUCAUCGGCCGAUUGGACUUGGAGUACAGGGACUUGCUGACGCCUUCAUGCUGAUGCGCUAUCCAUUCACGUCGCCUGAGGCCCGCGAUUUGAACCGCAGGAUCUUCGAGGUUAUCUAUUACGCUGCUCUUGAAGCCUCCUGUGAACUUGCCGAGAAGUAUGGACCCUAUGAAACUUACGAAGGUUGCCCAGUGUCUAAGGGAAUGCUUCAGUUCGAUAUGUGGAACGUUAAGCCAACGGAUCAGUGCGACUGGGAUACGCUCAGAGAGAAGAUCAAGAAUAUAUGUAAAUCGAGCACUCGUGAAGGGUAUUCCCGAUCACACAUCAAGCGGCUCUACCAGACGGUAUGGGAGUUGCCGCAGAAGGAUAUAAUUGAAAUGGCUGCUGACAGAGGAGCUUUCAUUGAUCAAUCACAGUCACUGAACAUUCAUAUCGCUCGACCAAGCUACGCAAGUAUCACGUCCAUGCACUUUUACGGAUGGAAGAAGGGGUUGAAAACUGGCAUGUACUAUUUGCGCACGAAACCAGCUGUGAAUGCUGUGCAGUUCACUGUUGACAAGGAAGCUCUGAAAGCGAAGGAGCAGAAAGAUCAGGCGGCCGGUGAUGCUGCUCGAGCAAUAGCUGCUAUGACAGUUGAAGAAGAAGGAUGUCUUAUGUGCUCCGGUUGA
Cooperia oncophora is the source of this 1059-nucleotide messenger RNA. The record is from the annotation of a GenBank genome assembly. Lineage: Eukaryota; Metazoa; Nematoda; Chromadorea; Rhabditida; Trichostrongylidae.